This is a messenger RNA of Gloeophyllum trabeum ATCC 11539, 1839 nucleotides long. RefSeq lists its product as uncharacterized. Bases 1 to 1839 code for a protein of 612 amino acids. The record is from RefSeq and is a predicted model, not a curated record. The transcript has 6 exons. NCBI's taxonomy places the organism in Eukaryota, Fungi, Basidiomycota, Agaricomycetes, Gloeophyllales, Gloeophyllaceae. Gene Ontology annotation, molecular function: protein binding.
AUGUUCCCGCUUCCAGCUGAGAUUUCACUUCACAUAUUGUCCUAUCUUCCUGUUUCCGACAUCGCUGCGCUAUGUCGUACAUCGAAAUCGUUCAAUGAUUUUAUCGAGGUGAAUGAAGCUACAGUGUACAGGCAGGCUGCGGAAUGGCACCGAUUCGUGCCUCCUGGACUGAUGCAGCUAGAGGAUGCGAAGGCUCGUCUCAAGGGAUCAUGCACGGGCGGCAUCACAAGUUGGAAAGAGCUAUGUCGUUGCUUGAUGAUUAUAGAGCGCAACUGGGCUGGGCACGGGACCGUCGUGGAAGGUGCAUACCCUCCACAGAACAGUAGUUUCAACGUCCACCGGUUCAAGAUUGACCAUGAGCAGCGCACCCUGAUCAGCACCAAUGUAGACGUAAGCCAUCCAGAGCCCGAAGGUCAUAUAGAAGUCAAGGCCUUGGAGGACGGGCGUCCGCUCUGGUAUAUCAGCCAUUGGUCUAUCCGCCUGCAAGCACAUUGCGACUUUUCCGAUGGGUUCCUCGUCUUUGACAGGUCUGACCGGCCUAUGCUGGAGGUCUGGAGGCGCUCAGUAGACGCCUACGAGAGGCGACAUGGAAUCAUCAGCCCGGCUGGAGGGAGUCUGCCAGACCUGUCGCUGGGCCUGAUAUUCGAAGACUUGGCCCGAAGCGCCCAUGUCCCCAGGCUUGAUGCGUCGCCCAACUAUAGCGAGACUUUACGUGGCCAUUUCGUCCCGCACGGCCUAAUAGCGAUUGAGGAGCCCGUUCGGAUCCGUGCUUACAGACUCGUUUAUCCCACACUCGCGGUCGCUUGCCAGGGUCUAAACCCGAUUGUCUUCCUGUACGACAUCCGUACCGGGCGCAUGAUCCGAAGAAUCGACGUUGGGGAAGGCAUAUAUGACUUGGGAGGAACUGGCGUCAUUGCCGAAGGGCACGCCAGGGAUGUACUAUACAUCGACGUUAACGGUGAUUGGGUCGUGCUGUGCAUGAUGGGUGGUAUGGUGUUGAUACCCAGAGAUGGAGAAGCAGAGCUUGGGGGAGAUAUUGGCACUGCCAACGAUAGUGCGCCCGGCAGACUCGAUAGGAUGAUAUUCUUCCCCAGUCAUGAUAUGGAGCUUGAAGUACCGCAGUUCUCCCGCGAAGGGUCGAUGUUACUGGCCCGAUGUUACGGUGACGGAGCCGAGGCCAAUUUGGAGUCCCCUUCCAUUCACCGACAUGAGCUGGCUGACCUACGGUACAAGACACGAAGGCGGGUGAAGAGCAAGUUUGCCAUGGAGCAUAUGACUUUGAAACCGCCACGCAAUAAGGACAUGCCUGAACGCAGUAAUGCACUAGUCUGGGUAGGUGCGAUGCGCUUGCAAUUCUUUAUUGCUGCACACCUCUCGCCUUCUGGUCGCCAUGUAGCCGUCGUGAACGGGGAUGGUCUCCUGUUCAUCGUGGUCGACUUCGCCCGUGUGGCAAGAGCUGAAGCGGCUUUUUCGCAAGUCACCCUGAAGAUCAACCUUGGAGAAAUAGCGAGCAACUUGACCUGGGGCGAUGACGAUAAACGUCUUGCAGUUGUGACGCGCGGUGGAAUCUACAUCAUAGAUAUCGACCCGUUCAAGCAUGGCGUCUAUUCCGAGAGCGAUCUCUCGUCUCUGCCGUCUCGCACACCUCAGGUGAUGGUGAACCGGCUAUCGCACUUUUCAGAUGCUGGCGCCUUGGACCACGUUUCAUGUUUGCAAAUGAGUCGCACAGGUCUAUGGGUGACUUAUGAUGCCGGCGCUUUGAAGACAAGUCUCGAUGAUGAGGGAAUUCGCGAGCCCAUGAGAUCCGUUUGCUUUGUAGACUUCUCCGAUGGGGUAUAG